UGAACCUUUCUUGUCUCUGCCCUGCCCGCCCAGCCGUACCUCGGUGUUCGCUCCGCCCUCCGCCGGGCAGGCGGGACGCGCGCACCUCCCGCCCCGGUACGGAGAAAGCCGCGGAGGACGAUGCCCCUGCCGCGCCCCGCGCCUCCGCGCCGUGUCCCCGCCGGGCGGCCGCGCCCCGCGCCGCUGCGCCGCUGCUGAGCCCAGGGACCGAGAGCUGCUCGCCGCCGGCCCGGCCACCAUGGCGUCCGGCUGCCCGCCGCCGUUCGGCGACCCGGGGGAGAUGCGGGAGGGGUUCCUGUGCCCUCUCUGCUUGAAGGACCUCCAGUCGUUCUACCAGCUGCAGACACACUACGAGGAGGAGCACUCCGGCGAGGACAGGGACGUCAGGGGCCAGCUCAAAAACCUGGUCCAGAAGGCCAAAAGAGCAAAGAAGAAAUUGCUGAAACGAGACGGAGAUGACAGAACUGAUUCUGGAUCUCAGGAGCGAUACGAGUCCUUCAGCUACGGCGGGGUAGAUCCUUACAUGUGGGAGCCCCAGGAAGUAGGGGCUAUGAGAAGCCAUCUUUCUGAUUUCAAGAAGCACCGAGCAGCCAGGAUUGACCACUAUGUAGUUGAAGUCAAUAAACUGAUCAUCAGGUUAGAAAAGCUUACAUCGUUCGACAGAGCAAACACCGAGUCGGCUAAAAUAAGAGCUAUAGAGAAGUCUGUUGUGCCUUGGGUCAGCGAUCAGGAUGUCCCCUUCUGCCCGGACUGUGGCAGUAAGUUCAGCAUUCGGAACAGACGUCACCACUGCCGCCUCUGCGGCUCCAUCAUGUGCAAGAAGUGCAUGGAACUCGUCAGCCUUCCCUUGGCAAGCAAGCUCACCAGUGCCAGCAAAGAGGCCUUGGGCUCUCACAGCAGCCCUAGCUCCUCACCUAAUAGUGUCCAUGGCUCGCGCCGGGGCAGUAUCAGCAGCAUCAGCAGCGUGAGCUCGGUGCUGGAUGAGAAGGACGAUGAGCGAAUCCGUUGCUGUCGGCACUGCAAAGACACCCUGCUGAAAAGAGAGCAACAGAUUGAUGAGAAGGAAUGCACCCCAGAGAUUGUGAAACUCUACGAGAAACUCCGGCUCUGCAUGGAAAAGGUUGAUCAGAAGGCACCAGAAUACAUCAGGAUGGCAGAGUCUCUGAAUGCUGGGGAGACCACCUACAGUCUGGAACAUGCUAAUGACUUGAGAGUGGAGAUUCAGAAAGUCUAUGAAUUGAUAGAUGCCUUAAGUAAGAAGAUUUUGAGUCUAGGCUUGCAUGAAGAUCCUCAACCCCAUCCUAAAACACUACAGCUUCAGAGAAUGAUAAGAUACUCAGCUACACUUUUUGUUCAGGAAAAACUGUUUGGCCUGAUGUCCCUGCCAACCAAAGACCAGUAUGAAGAACUGAAGAAGAGAAGACUGCAAAUGGUGGCUCUGGAAACACAUGGAAAACAAGAGGAAAAACAGAAAGACUUUAUCUCCAGAUCUGCAGCUGCAAUUAAUGGUGAUGCAGCUCACCUGAAAAAGGGGACAGUCAAGAAGUCUGAAGGCUGGUUACCCACCUCUAGCAUCUCGAGGGAGAGUGAGAUAGCAGACCCACUUCUUCAGCAGAUUGACAACAUCACCUCCUUCAUUAAGCAGGCCAAGGCAGCUGAUAGGAUAGAUGAGGUCCACAUGCUGCAAGAGAACCUGAGGCAGCUUCAGGAUGAAUAUGAUCAACAGCAGACUCUUAAAGCUAUUGAGCUUUCUAAAAAGCAGGCAGAGGAGGAAGAGAUGCAGCGGGAGGAACUUCAGGUCCUUCGUGAAAAGGAGUGGGAAAGAGAACAUCUCAAAAUCAUGUCUCAGCAUUCAAGGACACACUCCUUAGACUUCAGAGAAGCCAGGCAGCACCAGCAUGAAGCUGUAAAAGAGGAUCAAAAUUUGACAGCACAUGCAUUGGAUCUGGAUGUUGCUCAGAUCAAGGGAGACCCAAGCUUUGAAUCUCCUGCUGUUGAGCAGCUGCCAGCUAAGGAGCACUUGGUCUUCACAUUCAAACCCCAGAGCAUACUACAGUGUGACAAAGACCAAGGUCAGCCAGCCUGUCUAAACCCUUUUGAAGAGGAAGCAGAUACCCCUCAGUCAGAGGAGGAUUCUAACCCAUUUGCCAAAGACACUGCUCCAGUGGCUUCUUUGUCUAGCACAGCUUUGCAAAGUGAUAAAAAAGAAUAUAAUCCAUUUGAAAAUGAUGAGGAAGAUGAGCAAAUGAGUGGAGCACCUGGCAGUUCUUUGAACCCUUUUGAAGAGGAUGAAAGUCCAUCUCAAGAGCCUGGGGGCAGCUGGAAUUCUGGGAAUCCAUUUGAAGAGGGAUCUUCAACCAAUCCCUUUGAAGUGGAGGAUGGCAGUGAGAUCUCUGGAGAGGAGCCCAUAGAGGAAGAGUUGCUUCUCCAGCAGAUAGAUAACAUCAAAGCUUACAUAUUUGAUGCCAAACAUAGUGGCCGAAUGGAUGAGGUGGAGGUGCUGACAGAGAACUUGAAGGAGCUGAAGCGCACGCUGGUGAAGCAGAAGGAGAAAUCCAGCUGCUGAAGCAGCUGGACAGUCUGAUGGUUUUACAUCUGCUGUUAAACGUGGGGAAGUAGAGCGGAUCGUGACAGACAGUACAGAUGGCAAGAGGGAGUUGAAAGAGUCUUGACUUAUAUGCACUUUCAGUUAGGCAUUUCCACUACUGCUCAGACCUGGAGAGUUACCGAAGUAUGCUGCUGGCAUCACACCUCAGUGCUGCUCACAAGUGUCUGAUGCUGACUGCUCCUUGGUCUGUGCUCAGUCUGGUCAGAGUGGCUGACAGGGGACUGUGAUUUGGAAAUGGGUGCAGCGUUGGUUUGUCAUCUUUCCCCUUUUCUGUUGUACUGGCCUUUUAAGUGGGGCUUUGACUGAAGUCCUCUGACAAGGACCCAGGGCUGCAGGCCAGCUGCACUGCCCAAGGGCAUUACAUAAAAGUGCUGUUGGAAGGCUGCUGUGGUGCUCUGAGGUGCAGAACUUACAGGCUAGCAGGUCAAUUUUGUGCAAUGGUAACACAUAAAAGGGAUUUUAAGACUGAGAACUUUAUAACUGAUAAUAGUAUCAGUAACUUUUUAAUGUGCUUAUAAAAAUUUCCCUAGCAAAUUUUGCAUGCUGUCUGUUCAUCACUUUUGGUUUCCUACUUGCUCUGAGUACAGCCUUGCUGUGUCACACAGAGCCAGGCUGGCCUCAGACCUGCUUAUGAGGGAACAAAUGUCAGCCUAUUUCCAGGGAAACAGGGCUAGCACCUUUUGGAAUCUACACAUUCCUUUAAUGACAGAAUGAUCAUGUUUGUCGCAUUUGUGAAACUGGAACCCUUCUUUUGUAGCAUUCAAGGAACAAAAAAAAUCUUGUUUACAAUGGAGAGCUGAAGUGCCACUGAACUGGAAUUGUGUUACAGCUUGGAGACCUCUCUCAUAUUUGACUCUGCUCAGCAGUGAUGGCAGCCAGGCAUGUCUGUCUUAAAUAAGAGGCUCCAAGUGGCAGUCAUCUUGUGAUCCUGUGGCUUUGCUAGGUGAGGGCCAGCAGCUGUGAUGCAGGAAGGCUGAGCUUGGCUUAUGAAGGCUGCUACAGAAAUUUGGAAUCACCUUGGGUUCUCUCCGAGAAGAUGAAGCCUCAGCUGCUUUGAGAGGCAAAGGUUUGAAAGGUGGUGGGGCUAACAGGUGUUUACACUGGAACAGAGGAAGGUCAGGCAGAUGACCCUGCACAGCACUGGGCUUACAGGAAGUCUGAUCAUGGUGGAACAGGGCAUGGUGUGUUAGCAUAGCUGCAAGCUAGGCUUGUGUGGUCCUGUAGAGACACAAUCACACCACCUACAGAGCAGGGACUCUGGAUUUAUUUUGCUGUAAGUGAAGGUAGGGACUUGUGGAGCUGGUGUUUAAAAAACCCCACCACCUCUAUCCUCCCUGAGGACAGCUGAUAUCCUCACGGUGGUCCAGAGCUGGAGGUGUGCAGAAGACACUGUCUCAAGAUCAGGAAGCUUUUAUAUGGAGAUGAUUUUAUUUGAGACCCUCAGUGUUCCACCAAGUAGAAAGGAGCAGAGAAUUCUGAAAGGUCAACAAGAUGUGCACUGGGGCAGGAAACCCCCCAAAGGCUGAGGUGGAUGCAUGUCAGGGAUGGU
This is a messenger RNA of Dryobates pubescens (Downy woodpecker), 4157 nucleotides long. It is a transcript of the gene RBSN, whose product is annotated as rabenosyn, RAB effector. The coding region runs from base 239 to 2566 and encodes 775 amino acids. The transcript has 12 exons. The record is from RefSeq and is a predicted model, not a curated record. Lineage: Eukaryota; Metazoa; Chordata; Aves; Piciformes; Picidae. Gene Ontology annotation, molecular function: metal ion binding.